Messenger RNA from Neomonachus schauinslandi (Hawaiian monk seal), 1477 nucleotides. It is a transcript of the gene FAXC, whose product is annotated as failed axon connections homolog, metaxin like GST domain containing. The coding region runs from base 23 to 1252 and encodes 409 amino acids. The transcript has 6 exons. Lineage: Eukaryota; Metazoa; Chordata; Mammalia; Carnivora; Phocidae. Gene Ontology annotation, cellular component: cytoplasm. The record is from RefSeq and is a predicted model, not a curated record.
CGCCCGCAGCCAGCCGCGCAGCAUGCACUGGGGGGUUGGCUUUGCCUCGUCCAGGCCGUGCGUGGUGGAUCUGAGCUGGAACCAGAGCGUCUCCUUCUUCGGCUGGUGGGCCGGGUCCGAGGAGCCCUUCUCCUUUUAUGGGGACAUCAUCGCUUUCCCUUUGCAGGAUUACGGUGGGAUCAUGGCAGGGCUGGGCUCCGAUCCCUGGUGGAAGAAAACACUUUACUUGACCGGGGGAGCUUUGCUGGCCGCAGCUGCGUAUCUGCUCCACGAACUCCUGGUCAUUAGGAAACAGCAAGAGAUUGACUCCAAAGAUGCUAUUAUUUUGCAUCAGUUUGCAAGACCUAACAAUGGUGUCCCCAGUUUGUCUCCUUUCUGUUUGAAAAUGGAAACUUACUUAAGGAUGGCUGACUUACCCUACCAGAAUUAUUUUGGUGGAAAACUUUCUGCUCAAGGGAAAAUGCCUUGGAUUGAAUAUAAUCAUGAAAAAGUUUCUGGCACAGAAUUCAUAAUUGACUUUCUGGAAGAGAAACUUGGAGUGAAUUUAAACAAAAACCUUGGCCCUCACGAAAGAGCCAUCUCCAGAGCAGUGACCAAGAUGGUGGAGGAGCACUUCUACUGGACGUUAGCUUAUUGCCAGUGGGUGGACAAUCUCAAUGAGACCCGGAAGAUGCUCUCUCUUAGUGGUGGCGGUCCCUUCAGUAACCUGCUGAGGUGGGUCGUGUGCCACAUAACGAAAGGAAUUGUGAAGCGCGAGAUGCACGGCCACGGCAUUGGCCGCUUCUCAGAGGAAGAGAUUUACAUGCUGAUGGAGAAGGACAUGCGGUCCUUGGCAGGGCUUUUGGGUGAUAAGAAGUACAUCAUGGGCCCCAAGCUUUCUACUCUCGACGCCACUGUCUUUGGACACUUGGCACAGGCAAUGUGGACCUUACCUGGGACGAGACCUGAACGGCUGAUCAAAGGUGAGCUGAUCAACCUUGCCAUGUACUGUGAGAGGAUAAGGAGGAAAUUCUGGCCCGAGUGGCAUCACGAUGAUGACAACACCAUCUAUGAGUCUGAGGAGAGCAGCGAAGGAAGCAAAACCCACACACCCCUGCUGGAUUUCAGCUUUUACUCAAGGACAGAGACCUUUGAAGAUGAGGGAGCAGAGAACAGUUUUUCCAGAACCCCAGAUACGGAUUUCACUGGACACUCGCUCUUUGAUUCUGACGUGGACAUGGAUGACUACACAGACCACGAACAGUGCAAGUGAUGUUCAGCCUCGCUGACCCUCUUCUGCCGGAGCUGCCACACCCUGGGGUUGGUCCAAUUUCCCAGGUAGAAAUCCAUCUCAGCUGGGAGGAAAUCUUCGUGCUUGGCACACUUCUCACAAGCUAACUGGACUCUAGCAGCCUUAUUUCCUUUUGUACAAACAAAACACAGAACCAUUCAGAUGGCUCCAUUUAAAACAAACAGGCAAAAAAAAAAAUGUCAGCAU